AGCUGAGGUGAAAAAAUGAGAGAAGUUGGACGAUCGCCACAACGCCCACCGAUUUCCCUCGAUUUCUACCUUAUCUGGAAUAUCAUAGUCGUCCUGUGUCUCAUCGGUAUGUUCAUCUACCUGAUAUUCUUCUUUAAGUGAGAGAGAGACAACAAAUAGCCUGGAAUUAGAGACACUGAUGGUGGGAGGACAUGUUUUGUGUGACACUUGCCAGGUUGAUCAGCUGUUCUUGUGUCAACACUUGAGAAGAUGAUUUAAGACGUCUCUCCUUGUUUUACACUCUGGGACACUAUAAUACCAUGUCAGGUGGAGCCUUCCUGACUGUGCGUGUGUUGGCAGAAAUAUUAGUGGGAAAAUAUCCAGUUUUGUGACUAAUUUUAAUAAGGAAAUGUGGGUUAUAUUCAAACAUAUAACAAAUAAACCAGUGGGAAAGUUUAGAAAUUUUAACUUCAGUAAUCUAUUUGACAAAUAUUCAAUAUCAUUCUAACUUUAGCAGUCGAAAAUACGAAUACUGAAUUUUUAACCUUUGCUAGGUGUGUGCACACUACACCUUUAGAAUAUAUCAGUGAUGGAGGUGCAGGAAAGUAGACAGAAGGAGCUUCACGCAGCAUACUUGUGUGUGAAGCACAGUGUGGCUGAGGACCUCACUAGUUAUGAAGACAUCAAGCGAGCCCUGCAAUAUGCUGGACAUAACCCCACACCAUCAUUUUUGGCCAAGUGCUGGCAAGAAGGCCAAACGGAGAGCAUAACAUAUGAAAACUUUUGCAGCUUAGCUGAACAACUACCAGAAAUUGUAAUCGAUGAUAUGGAAAUGCUGUUCAUGAAGGUGUUUGGGAAUGCUGAUGGAAAAGUCAGUGAAGAAGAAUUUAAGAAUACAUUGACUUCUGGUGAUCAUGCUAGAGAUCUGAGUGAUGCUGACCUUGACUAUAUACUUCAAGAAGCUAAUAUAGUUACAGAAGGAGUUGUUGACUGCAGUAAAUUGUGUAAAGUGAUCCAUCAUACCAUUAAUGAAAUGAAGCAGCUGAGUUUGCAAAAACUUGAAGAACGUUCAGCCUUCCAGCGGAUCAAUUCCAAAACAUUUACAAGAAAAAAACGAGAGAAAUGCUCAAAGGUAGAAGGCAACUUAUCCCAUAGUUUGUCAUCUCAGUCCUCUUUAAAUUUGGAUGGGUGGAAUGAAGCAAGUCUGAAAGGAUGUUUUUAUCUCGACAAGCAGAGUGUACUCGCUCACCAAUAUUUUAUGGAAGUGUCAUGCAUGGGCCCAACUGUUGUCAAAGUUCGGCCUAAGAGUUACAUGAAGCAAGAACCUGGCAGAGGACCUGUAGACACACUAGCAUAUAUUUUCCGUGAAUCACCUGAGGGAAUGCGGAACUAUAUAGGUUUCACGGACCAAAAAGAUAGUGAUGGCUCCCAUUUCUGGCGAGAUACUCUGAAAGAAGGCCGAUAUGUUGUCAUUCCCUACACAAGUGGAUGUCGUCUUCGUGAGAGGGCACAGGAGCCAAAAGGAUAUAUAGAUCUUGUAGAAAACCAAGGUAUGGUGCAGCUGACUUCAGAAUUUCGUUUAGUUUUGGAAGAAAUGUUUGACCAAGUGGAUCUGGACAGUAAUGGUCGUCUGAACCGACAGGAGUUUAAUCUAUACAAUUGGAAGACCUCUGGGGAGGAAGUUCAGGAUGAUGAGUGGACUGUGGUGCAAAAUAACUUUGAUGUAGAAGAUGGUGAGUUAACCCUUAGUGGUUUUUUAGCACUACACCAGCUUGAAGCUGAGGAUAAUGGAGGAGACUCUGAAGACCUUUGGGUGUCAUUGGAAGCAAUGGGAUACAAUCGACUGGGGAGGCAGGAUCAGGCAGCUCCAUUUACAAUAAGUGUCCACAGUCAAGUAUGCCACCCAGUUCUGCAGGUGUCAGGGCUUAAAAGUGGUGGACUUCUUUUGGACAAGGCUGUUGUACGAUCAAUAAUGGAAAAUGCUCAGCCCAUCAAGAUAAAGAAUAUGAUAGAUCUUAUAAAAUAUGAGUACAUUGGGGAGCAUCGAGCAAGUAUUGUGAUUCAGAACAAGGCACACAGCAAAGUUAGUGUUCGUGUGGAUUGCAGCAAAAGUGCCAAUGUGGUUACCAACAGACCCAGUAUGGAUUGGACAGUUGAAGUAGCAGGAAAAUCUGCAAUCAUUGCCCACCAGCUGCUACCAUUGAGACUUGGAGAAGAUUGGAAUGUGGUGUGUGAGGCUGUGGUUACUAACGAGUUGGCUGAAGAAGAGGAAUAAGGUAUAAUGGCAGUCAUAAAAAUCACACUGUAAGAAACAUGGAAGGGAAGACAGUGUUUGUCACUGUUGGCACUACUCGUUUUGAUGCCUUAAUUCAAGCUAUUACUGAGGAAGAUACUCUGGCCAUUUUACGAGAAAAAGGGUACACCAAAGUUACACUUCAAAUCGGACAAGGAGAAUUCAUACCACAAGAUGGAGAAUUCCACGGAGUCACAGUAACUCAUUUUCGGUUGAAACCAUCCAUUGACGUGGAUUUUGCUACAGCAGAUCUUGUGAUAAGUCAUGCAGGUGCUGGGUCUUGCUUGGAGGCACUAGGGGCAGGCAAACCCUUGGUAGCUGUAGUCAACAACACACUGAUGGCCAACCACCAAACUGAACUUGCAGAGCAACUUGCUGACAGUGGGUUCUGCUUUUUUUGUUACCCCAACACACUGCAAGAGAAGCUUACCACCAUGGAUAUUUCACAACUCCAGACCUAUGUUCCAGGUCAACCCAAGCUCUUAGCACAGUAUUUGAACUCUGUAAUUAAAGUAACUUCAUAAUUUCUGGAUUGAGUUUGCUACAAGCAAAGAGUGUUUACAUAGUUUUAUAGCUUGUAUUUUCUUUGUAGAACACAGUACUGUACUUCAGAUAUGUAUUUGAGUAACCCUUAAGUAUAUUGUAUUAUGAAGACAUGAAAUUAAAUAUUGCCAUACUCAGUUA
Cherax quadricarinatus is the source of this 2956-nucleotide messenger RNA. Its product is annotated as EF-hand calcium-binding domain-containing protein 7. Gene Ontology annotation, biological process: positive regulation of protein localization to ciliary membrane. Lineage: Eukaryota; Metazoa; Arthropoda; Malacostraca; Decapoda; Parastacidae. The record is from RefSeq and is a predicted model, not a curated record. Gene Ontology annotation, molecular function: calcium ion binding. Gene Ontology annotation, cellular component: ciliary membrane; plasma membrane protein complex.